AUGGAAUUUCAGGAUAGAGAUUAUAAGUAGAUUAAUUAGGAUGUUGAUUAUAUUAUUAAUAUUUACUUCUUUGAAUCAUAGCACAAGUCUUAAUUUCCUCAGCAAUACAUAGCUUCAGUGAAUAUCCUACUCUCUAAAAAUAGUCAUAAUAUCGACCUAAUUAGAAUCAUAUCCUUCUACUCCAAAUCAGAUGCGAAUGUAACUAGUUGGUGCUGUCUGAUAGAAAUACAAUUUUUUAAAAUAGAGAAAAAGAGCCCUAAAAAAUAAUAAGUAUUUUCAAGAAGAUUUUGAA
Molecule: messenger RNA, 292 nt
Organism: Paramecium octaurelia
Lineage: Eukaryota; Ciliophora; Oligohymenophorea; Peniculida; Parameciidae
Source: the annotation of a GenBank genome assembly